UGCGCCAUCUUUGACGACAAAUAACCCAUCUAUAAUAUUUUUGUUUUCAAAAAGUAUCGAAAAGUAUGAUAGAACACUAAAUCGCUAUAAAUAACCGAAGCAUACGUCUGGUCUUCACCGUAUCUAACGCGUUAUAAUACAUUCAAAGUCUUCGGGAAACAUUUGUGGCGAGAUGUCGCUUGUGGAUUUGGGUAAGCGUUUGUUGGAGGCAGCACGCAAAGGACAGGAUGAUGAAGUGAGGUCACUUAUGGCCAAUGGAGCUCCUUUUACUACAGACUGGCUGGGAACCUCGCCGCUUCAUUUAGCAGCGCAAUACGGGCACUACUCCACUGCUGAGGUGCUUCUCCGUGCUGGCGUGAGUAGAGAUGCCCGCACUAAAGUCGAUCGGACCCCCCUCCACAUGGCUGCUACAGAGGGCCACUCAAGCAUCGUUGAGCUAUUGGUCAAGAGUGGAGCAGACAUCAAUGCCAAAGACAUGCUGAAAAUGACCGCCCUGCACUGGGCUACAGAACAUGGGCACAGAGUUGUCGUGGAGCUGUUGAUCAAAUACGGAGCUGAUACUCAUGCCCUCAGCAAGUUUGACAAGACGCCUUUUAACAUUGCGGUGGACCGAGGAAACACUGAGCUGAUGCUAUUGUUACAGGAGGGAAUGCAGAACCAAGUGAACAUGAAUCCAGAGAGGACUAUCCUAAGCAGCACAUCACCCGCCACAGCCAGCCCUCAGUUCAUCAUCUCCUCCUCUGGAGUCGUCAAUCUCUCUGAUAUUGUUCUCACUAAUGCUAAGGCUAACACAGCAGGAGCUGCAGAGAGUGUGAUUGCUGCUGAUUCGGUAGAUUCUGCCAUCCAGCAUCUUGUAGGGGAGGAUGGCCAGAGAGUCAUCACCAUAGUAACCGACCAACAGGGAAACCUGCAGACUGGCAACUUGGGACAGAAAUUCUUUGUCACAAUGCAGGGGCAGCAAAUGGUUGCAGUGCCAGCGGGUCAGAUUGCAGAAGAAAUCAUAACAGAGGUCACCAAACCAGUCCCAACACGGAAGCGGAAAUUUGAAUCAACCAUCAACCACACAGAUGCCAAACAUAAGGAGCCCACUGAGAAGGACAGUCGGGAACUACUGGAACAGCAGCUAAAAGAAGCAAACAGAAAAGCCCAGGAGUACAGACAGCAGUUACUAAGAAAGGAACAGGAAGCUGAGCAGUACAGGCUUAAACUAGAGGCCAUUGCCAACGGGCAGACCAAUGGCACCAGCACAGAGCCCCAAGAGGAAGUGGUGCUCCAGGAAGAGGAAGAGGAGGAGGUGGUUGGCGAAGAGGAAGUUGUCAUGUUGCCAGAAGGGGCCAUCAUUAUUAAAGAGGAGCCCCUUGACUCAACAGCAGGAGAAACAGUAACGUUAGUAGAGGCUGCAGAUAUUAGAGCCACCUCAGAGGGCACGCCGUAGCAGUGAACCCAGAGACUCAAACACUCAGGAAUUACAUACACUCUAGUCUGUGUGCCUGGAGUGUGACAUUGUAUUUAUUUAUUGUAAAUCAUAACCUUUUGUUUUUAUCCUUUUUUACUCAUAGCAUUCAGUUUCUGUACAAACCUCUACAAAGAUGUAGCAUGAGUUAUAUUUAGGUGGCCACAACGAUGCGGAGUUGCUCAGAUUGACAGAAUAGGAAGACCAGACGUGUCUUUUUAACAUACAGCCGUGCAAGUUAUAGAAGAUUUAGUGAUAAUGCUUUUCAAUCAAGCCCUGUUAUGCACCUCUAAUGCAUACUGUACUGUUAGUACACACCAUAGUGUACUGAAUGUUCUGGGUACACACAAUUUUGACUCGUUCUUUAAGUUUUAUU
Molecule: messenger RNA, 1829 nt
Organism: Sinocyclocheilus rhinocerous
Lineage: Eukaryota; Metazoa; Chordata; Actinopteri; Cypriniformes; Cyprinidae
Product: GA-binding protein subunit beta-2-like
Exons: 8
Coding region: 173-1435 (420 amino acids)
Biological process (GO): positive regulation of transcription by RNA polymerase II
Cellular component (GO): nucleus
Molecular function (GO): protein binding; transcription cis-regulatory region binding
Source: RefSeq, a predicted model, not a curated record